GUUGGUGAACGAAGGCCACGUCCCGUACGUCAACGCUUACCAAGACCUUCCCGAGGAGAUGAAGCUCGAAGGAAAAGACGCUCUCAUCUUCAGAGUGCAGAGCGUCCCGACCCACCGGGCGGUGCAUAAGGAGGCGCAGGCUCUCGCUCUGUUCCUGAAGCUUCCUGCUUUUCCUCCAAUCAGCCGGCAGAGUCUGCUGCACCCCGCCAUGCUGAGCCUGCGCUACCUGACGGAGGCUAAUCUGCCCGACGAGCUCCACCCGUGGCUCCUCCGCCUGCUGGACUGCGCUGGUAUUGCGGACGAAGCGCUCCACACGUUUGACGGCGUGUCGCUGCCUCGUUACGACCUUCAGGCGGCCGCCAUCAUCAUCGUCACCAUGAAGCUGCUCUUCAGCCUGGACGACCACACCGAGUGGGAUUUAUCAAACGACGCAGGAGACCAUGAAGACGCAGGAAACAUGUUUAACCUGCGGCGCUGGUUCCGGCUGCUGUCGGCCGCUCUGACGGACGCUCAGCGACAGAAACAGAGCGACGUCGCCAGGAGACAGUGGAUGGCAAAGAAACCUCUCUGCGCCACCAGCGAGAAGAAAUGUGCCAGGAUGAAAAAACAACGAGUAGCGGAGCAGUUGCAGACGUGUUUCGAGAGGCUGUCCUCCCGUCCUGUGGCGGGGGGGCCGAGUGGGGGGCGGAGCUUCCAGUUCUGCUGGGGGGGGGGUGAGGGGGCGGGGCCUAGCCUACACAGGAAGAAGCUGGACGCUGCCCUCCGUCUGGGGAGAGACCCGGCCCCCGCAAACCCCACAUACUGGCAUCCAGACCUGAGAGACCCCAGUUCGUGUAAGAGUGAUUUCUCGGAGGAGUCGCUGCCUCGGAGUUUCCUCUGGCUGCUGCAGUUCUUCUGCUUCCUGCUGGACGUUGGUCAGGAGGCGCUGUACAGGGAGGUGCUGAGGCUGGAGAGGAGGCUCAUCAGGAGGAAGAUGAAGAAGAAGUGCUGGAGAGGAGGAGGAGGUGCUGAGGCUGGAGAGGAGGAGGUGCUGAGGCUGGAGAGGAGGAGGAAGAUACCACAGACAUCCUGUGGUGGUGUUGUGAGACAGAAAGGAAACUACCCCGAGAGGGUGAAUCAGGUACUGCAGCAGAAAAGAAACUACCCCGAGAGGGUGAAUCAGGUACUGCAGCAGAAAGGAAACUACCCCGAGAGGGUGAAUCAGGUACUGCAGCAGAAAGGAAACUACCCCGAGAGGGUGAAUCAGGCUGAGAUGUGGUUACCUGAAAUGACCCAAAGAGGACAAACCAGGUACUGCAGCAGCUGA
This is a messenger RNA of Trematomus bernacchii (emerald rockcod), 1306 nucleotides long. It is a transcript of the gene taf1b, whose product is annotated as TATA box binding protein (Tbp)-associated factor, RNA polymerase I, B. The record is from RefSeq and is a predicted model, not a curated record. Gene Ontology annotation, biological process: nucleolar large rRNA transcription by RNA polymerase I; RNA polymerase I preinitiation complex assembly. Gene Ontology annotation, cellular component: RNA polymerase transcription factor SL1 complex; RNA polymerase I core factor complex. Gene Ontology annotation, molecular function: RNA polymerase I core promoter sequence-specific DNA binding. Lineage: Eukaryota; Metazoa; Chordata; Actinopteri; Perciformes; Nototheniidae.